Molecule: messenger RNA, 732 nt
Organism: Letharia columbiana
Lineage: Eukaryota; Fungi; Ascomycota; Lecanoromycetes; Lecanorales; Parmeliaceae
Exons: 2
Coding region: 1-732 (243 amino acids)
Source: RefSeq, a predicted model, not a curated record
AUGCAAAGAGAAAGCUGGAAGACGCCGACAAGGGGAUGGAGGAAGACGAGGAAGAGCGCGUUACGGAUUAGGGAUACCGUGAACAAUAAUCUCAUCGGUGCAACAGAGAUCCGCUUUCAGAAACAGGAGCGCAAGCCCCUGACCCAGCACCCCAAGAAAUCCCUCAAUUCAGACGUCUUUCAAGCCUCCAACUCUGCGAAUCCACCAGCUCAAGACCCCAAUGGUUUGCCGGAUCCUGUCUCACCGGACCCACAAGAGCAUAAACCCUCACCGGUCCCAAAACCCUUCCCCGUCCUCCUCGCAGCCCCACCCCUCCACCGCCUCUUCUCCGGCCCCCUCCAUACACGCCUCCAACCACCUCGCCGUCAAAGCCGGCAAACUACCAUGCACCCUCGCUCUCCUCACGCCCCUGACGUCUCUGUACCCCUCCAGAGCCUCGUACCCGCCGACGCCCCAACUCGACCGGAAAACCUCCACCUCCAGCACAUGCGCCCCGUCAAAGACCCUCUUCACAUCCUGCUUGUCGUAAAAGGUGUCGCAAUCGAGGCGCACGCGGACGUGGAAGCGGCGGAUCAGGCUCCGACACACGGUCGAGGCGACGGUGCGUGCGGGGUCGAGAGCGAAGAGCAUGGAGGUCAGGUAGGAGGGGUGGGCCUGGAAGAUGUUCUCGCCGUAGAGAAUGGUGAGACCGUCGGCGCGCGUGCGCUUGGAGGCGAGGAGGAUGUUGGGUGA